Olea europaea var. sylvestris is the source of this 1015-nucleotide messenger RNA. Its product is annotated as probable WRKY transcription factor 43. Lineage: Eukaryota; Viridiplantae; Streptophyta; Magnoliopsida; Lamiales; Oleaceae. The record is from RefSeq and is a predicted model, not a curated record. The coding region runs from base 277 to 813 and encodes 178 amino acids. The transcript is spliced from 2 exons. Gene Ontology annotation, molecular function: sequence-specific DNA binding; DNA-binding transcription factor activity. Gene Ontology annotation, biological process: regulation of DNA-templated transcription.
UCUCAUGUAUCUGGACUCACAAUUCCAUUUAACUUUUUCUUCUAAUAUUUCUUAUGUUGAAACAUUUGACGUUUUGUAUACGGCAUCUCUCUCAAGCCUAUGUAUAAUAUAGAUAUAUGUACAAUUGCUCAUUUUACAGUACUAGAAAUCCUGCCCAGCCUUCUUGGUUGCUCGCCAUCAAGCCUACCUACUUCUAAUGUUUUUUUAAUUCUUCUAUACUUAUUUCUUGGAUUUCAUUUUCUGUUGUCCAUAACUAUAUAAAAGAAUUUUCUUUUAAUGGAGAGUCAUCCAACUCUUUUUCUUGAUUCGUCUACCACAGUAGCAGCUGCACCUUUCUCCUCAAACAUGACUAACUCUGAUCAUGCCCUAAAUGGUGGAUUUUAUAACAGUAAUGUCCCGGAUAGAUAUAUGGGUUUAAAGAGGGAAAUCAAUUUUCCUAUAGCACAUGUUAAUGAUCGCAAGAGCAUUGUACCGAUGGAAAAUGAUGUUAAAUCUGGUAAGAAAAAGUGCGACGAGAAGAAAACCAGAAAACCAAGAAUUGCUUUUCGAACAAGAAGCAAAGUUGAUAUACUGGAUGAUGGCUAUAGGUGGAGAAAAUAUGGCCAAAAAGCUGUGAAGAACCAAAAAUUUCCAAGAAGCUAUUAUCGAUGUACUCAUCAAGGGUGUAAUGUUAAGAAGCAAGUGCAAAGAGAAUCCAUGGAAGAAAGCAUUGUCGUCACAACAUACGAGGGAAUGCACGUGCAUCCAGUAGAGAAAGUUAGUGACAAUUUCGAACAAAUUCUCAAUCAGAUGCAAAUUUAUCCUGCUAUUUGAUCAAGUUAAUUAAUAGUGAAGGAUAUGUAUGUAGAUAAGACGAACAUUUUAUAUGAGAAAUGAUUAUGAUGCAACUUUGUUUAGCUUAUACUAAAAACAAAAACAUGACAUAUAUAUCAAUUUCGUAGUAAACUUAUCUACCAAAUAAUUGAUAUGUUAUGUCAACGUUACUUAGCAUAAGUUAAGCAACUUAUUCUUUUCA